Uranotaenia lowii is the source of this 11796-nucleotide messenger RNA. It is a transcript of the gene mura, whose product is annotated as E3 ubiquitin-protein ligase RNF38. Lineage: Eukaryota; Metazoa; Arthropoda; Insecta; Diptera; Culicidae. The record is from RefSeq and is a predicted model, not a curated record. Bases 1430 to 3580 code for a protein of 716 amino acids. The transcript has 12 exons.
AAAUCACAUCUGUCAGUCAUUCAGUUCGCAGAAAACACAAAGAGAGACUAAAAGACUUAACCAGAUGGCGUUCUAUGAAAGUUGUUUGUCUUUAUUAUUGCACCUUUCGGAUACUCUGAACUCUCUGUAAACUACAUUAUAAUAGUGUGUAUUUGUAUGUUAGUCAUCCCGCGCAACUAGAGGACAAGGUUCAAUAAAUCGUAAAACACCUGCGUUACUUUUGUGUCACAACACCCGCAAAUGCUGUUAGUUACAAAAAAAAACUAAAAAAUAAAAAAAAACGAAAAAAAAUAACAAUAACAAUGUGCAAUAAACAACAGCUUGGAGCCUUUCAGGGAGCAACCUUCUAUGCAACUCAUCAAACAAGCAAUAGUUAAAUAAAUUCGAUCAUCAAUGCAUUUUUAUCGCUCGUGGUGACAGACGACAACGAGGACGCUUAGCAUCAACAGCCGUGUGCCACCUUUGAGAACCGACAACUCCCGCAAACACGACGCAAUUCUUGGAGAAGCGCCUUUCAUCGAGCUGGACGGUACGAUUUGGUGCGUUGAUGAUUACCCUACUGGAUGCAUGUGUACAGCUGAAGUUUGGGAACCGUGCGUGAAUCAGCCCGUCAGAAUUCUGACCGGUACCCACUGGACGUGUCGUGGUCAUCAUUAACGUGAAGUGAAUGUUCUGACGUUUCCGGUUUUCCCUUGACGGAAGUGAGGGCACACCAGCUAGAGAGUGAAGCCAGGGGUGCUGAAUCUCUUUGUGCGCCGUGUACUGGUGAAUGUGAAUCAGAAUAAUUCAUUUCAUAAACACACAUUUGGUGUUUCGGUUUGGGAACGACAGCAUAACUUUGUACCAUAGAAAAUAUUGUUCCGUGUUUAGGCUGAUUCUGUUAUCUGCCAUUUAGUAUUGACACACACCCAUACAUAUAACUGUACGUUUCGGCGCUAGUUUUAUCACGUGCUCGUUUCCACGUUUUCCGUCUGUGACUUUGUAACGCGUACUCGUGUGCGGGUAUCGAUCGCGGUUCCCAAUCUAUCGAUGUGUAGUCUUUUAUCAACGGAAAUCGCUUAUGAAUGAACAUUAGACCCAUCCACCAAAACAUUUCGUGUUGUGAACAGUAGUGACUGGAGCCUCUGUAGCAUGAAACGUGCUCUUAAAGUUAACCAUUUUUCUCUUGAACGUGAGUGAAAUUACGAAACAAAGCAAAAAGAACAUCACAAACCAGACGACAACGAGUGAAAAACAAACAUCUUGAAAUAUAAACAAUUCAUAUACACAAGUGUAGGGAAAACAAAAACUCCGAUCGUAGAAACCCGCAAGACAAGGGAAAAGACAGAAGAAAAAAAGAUUUACAAAUAUCAACAAAACAACGCACAAGCAACUUUAAAAUAUAGCAGCCAUCUCGCACGCAAACGCCAAAAUCAUCCUCAUCAGAAUCAUGAAUCCGGGUGGCCACUCGGGGACGUCGAGGCGACCAUACUCCCGGGGAGCCAUUGCCAGGAAUCGGUCCCGGAUGCCGUUUUCGCCUCAUCAUCAUCACCAUCAUCACAACAACGGCCAUCACGGGCAUGGCCAUUCCAACAACCGGAACUACGGCGGUGGCGGCGGCCCGAAUGGUGGUGGCCAGUCGUGGUACAACAACAACAACAGUAACAACAACGGGGCCAUUGGAAAUGGCAACGGGAAUAAUAACAGCAACAAAGACAUGGAGAACAGCUUCAACUAUGGUGAUAAUAACGGGAGUAGUCCUAAAGAGUCCUUCACAUAUUCACCAAAAUCCCCACCAAUGCAAUUACAUUCCCCUCCCAUCACCAAUCGUCCAAUAAUAAUGCCUUACGGUGCCACUGAUGAUGGUAGUGUUAAUAAUAGAUCUCAACAAAUUCUUAGAGCCGGACCAAGUCACAUUGACCGCCGAAAUAAUAUGAGUAUGCAGGAUAGAAACCGGCAUACGAUGAACUCUUCAGCGCUAGAUCGUCAUGUGAAUCAUUUCGAUGGACCUUCCAACUCUUCCCGAGGGUCCGAUCUCCAUUUGGAUGCCCGGUCCGUUCUUUCGAUGGAUUCCAUGCGCAACAGUCGCGAAAAUAACAGGGAACGCAUUAGUCCGCCAUAUCACCAGGGUAACAGUUCACAUUCGAACAAUCACCAAACACCAAGUCCUUCCUAUGGACCCGACGGGAACAACGGCAUGAAGUCGGACAGUCCGUCCCGCAAGAGGCGUCGUGUGUCCAGAAUGCCUAGUCAAUCGCCGCCUGCCAUUUGGGAGCAUCGAAGAUCACCUCGUAACAACAACAACAAUAACCAUCACAACAACCACACGCAGCAGCAACAACAACAGCAACAGCAGCAGCCACCUCUUCAUAUGAACUCACACCAUCCGAACCAUCACAACCACAUGCAUCUGCCUCAACACACGGUUGGUCCGGUGCAGAUCCAACAGGGAAGUCCUCCACUACGUAGGCCACGUUUCCGUGAGCAACCCCGCCCAUGGGAACCGAUGCCGCAGGUGUUCCAACAGGCCACGCCUCCCCAGCCACAGCAUCCUUCGCUGAUGGUUGAGUUGAAUCAGGUUCCUGUUAGCCUACCCCUCGGUCAUCACGAACAGCUUUGGACCUAUUCGGCGGGACCACAUAUCUCGAUCUGUUCCGGGCACCCAGCGGCCCCACACAUACCACCAUGUCAGGUACAUGGCGUAUACUCGCAACCAUUUGCUCAAUCUUGCAACAUCGGAGGACACUUCGGAGCGUUCGCUUCAACGUCGGCUGCGCUGGCUGUGCCGCACCCUCCGCCACAUCAGUCACACUAUCAACAUCCACAUUUAACGCAACAGCGUCCCGAUGGACUAUCCUUGGAUGGCUUGGACCACACCGGCGCAUCCCCACUGCACGUGUCACCCCUGGCUGCGGCUCACAUCCAUUCCUCACCGCAGAUGACUCAGUUGUCCCCACCGCCGCCGAUCUACAUUUCCACCGAAACCGUGUUAAAUAUUCUGCAGGGUCGCACCAGCCAGUUCGAGCUGUUGCACCGGACGGCUCGUCGCGCAAUAACCGCCCCCCGGAGGAACUUCACCAGGUUCCACUGGCCGGCACCGCCGCCAUCCCAUCCGCAUGCCCACCCCGCCCAUCGUCAUCCGGCCCUGCAGCACCAGCCCCUGGCACCUCAGCCGCCGCAGGUUUCACUGUCGGCAACCCCGUCCGCCUACUCUGGCAUCCUGCUGAACUUCUUAGCCAUGUUCCCGUUGUCGACCUACGGUCAGCCGGACAUCAGCUCGCCGGACUCGAACGAGACGGAAAACUACGAAGCUCUGCUGAGCCUGGCGGAGCGCCUGGGAGAAGCCAAACCGCGCGGCCUGGCCCGGCCGGAAAUCGACCAACUUCCAAGCUACAAAUUCAAUGCCGAAACUCAUACAGGGGAUCAAACAUCGUGUGUCGUAUGUAUGUGUGACUUCGAAGCACGACAAAUUCUGCGGGUUCUGCCAUGCUCGCACGAGUUCCACGCGAAGUGUGUAGACAAGUGGUUGAGGUCAAAUCGUACCUGCCCCAUCUGUCGUGGCAACGCAUCGGAGUACUUUGAAAGCAGCGAGGAGCAGUGAAAGAGUCACCAUUGCAGUGCGCUGGAAUAAGCGUUGGUAAAGCGUAACGUGUCGUGUAGUCUAACCGAUCAUCUUCUAUUUUCCGUCAGCGUGUAGCACUGCAGCUUUUGAGUAUACUCUUCGGCGCAAAUGAUUAACGCUGUAUACUUCUUAUUAUCUAAGUAACUAAUUUCUGCCUAGCAAACCGGGAGCAGUAGAACCACCCCAAAAAUUUGGACAGAUGCCGUCGCUUGAAAUACAAGUAAAGCAAAACAAAUAAAAACAACGUAACUCCAAAAUCAGAAAUCCUUAUACUCCUUCUCGGAAAUACAAGAUUAUAUCGUAAAAGAUAAACAAGGUUAUUUGUGAAACUAUCAUUGGAAAAGGACGUAGGCGAUAGGGUUGUGCUUGAAACAAAAAACAACAUUUUAACGUAUACGUUUAUCAUUGUUUGACAUUCAGUUAUUUGCCAGGAAAAAACGGUCAAAUAUGCAUUUCAUAAAACGCUAUCUCAGAAACAUAAGUAAUAUGUUAAUUGUUAGAAAGGGUGGAUCUUUUAUUUCCACUCACAUUUUUUGCGUUUGCUAAUAAUGGACGUUAAUAGUUCGAAACAUAUAUGUAUGUUUAUCAAAUUACAUGCAUAGAAGAGUUGUUUUCUUGGCGUAAAUAGACUUGACCAUUUUUUGGAAUACCGUUGAAACCGUCGUCUAGUGAAGAAAAAAAAUGCACCUGCCUCGAAGACAUUUUCAAAUAGCAAUAAAGCAAUUUUAUACCCAGUGAACCAUAUUUUUAGAAUGAAACAACAAAUAAUAAUUAAGCGGUUCUUAGGAACACGUUUUCAUCUUUCCUUCCUAAUAAUAAAAAAAAUUCUAAAUUUUCUAUUUUCAAACUACGCUAGAGCCCGCAGCAGAAAGCCAUCUACAAGUUAUAACAACUCAACAAUUAUAUAUAUGGUGUGAACAAACAAACAAAAAACAUAAUACAACGCAUAUAGUAGCUUUAUUUUUCCUGUAAUAAUUCAGUGUAAUUGCGAACUAAGCAACAACAACAAAAAAAACAAAAGAAACAAAAAUGUUAAUAUAUCGGUGUGAUCAAAGUAUUAGACAAAACACUUCACAGAGACCAUCUGAAGCGUAGUAGUGGAACAGCAACAGAUUAAUAAUAAAAUGAAAUCUCUUUCCCCAUUCGUAUAGGAACUGCUCAAAAAUAGAUGCACCUACCAAACUGUCGACUUGGAACUGUUUUGCUAUCUACCAAAUGGAUGUUAAUCAUUAAAACUUUGAUAGUAACUGAUUUCUGUUGAUUUUAAAUGAUUGAUGAGAAGUAACAUUGUGCAACACUGAUCAUUUCGAAUAUGAUAACUUUGAUAAGGACCAACCUAUGGCUUCUAUCUUUAGAACGUUUCCUUCAAUUCAAUGUGUUUUUCGUACCGUUCGUUUCACAUUGAUUCCGAAAAUUCUGAUCACAAAAUUUUUAUUUUUUAACCUGAUUCCGAUACAGAACUAAAAAUCUAUGUAAUCAUUCUACAUUGUGGGUAAGGAGUUUGAAUUCAGCUUCUGAAUCUGUUUUUCAAAAAUUUUAUUCUAAAUUUUGAUUUUGCGAACGCCUUUCGGUUUUUGCUUUUUAUAACUGUACUUCUAGAAUGAUUUCAUAUAAUUUCUACUUCAUAUUAAGUCUUGAGCUCUCCUUUUUUUUCAUUUUUCGGAUAUUUUCAUCCUAUUGGAUGGUUCAUCCCAAGAACAGCUCUUUUUUUGAAAUUGUUCUGUUAACUUUGCAUCGACAUCUUCUUUAUUUGAUUUUUUUUUAAUUUUUCAAUGUUGUUUUUCGUUGGUUUGUAAAUUUUCAGAAUUUGCUUCAUUGAAGUUGAGAUGCAGAUAAUAACAGUAUAUUUUCUCUAGUACUACAUUCACAACUACAUUGCAGUAAUUUAUUUUAGCAAUAUUCCGCAAUUAUUUUGAUAGUAAAAAAAACUACAGGAAGUUAGAGUUUCAUUGUGAACAAAAAUCAAUAAAUAUUUGGCAAUUAGGAUAACACUUUGAAAAUAAAAUUAGAACACCCACACAUUCAACAAGUUAAAAAAUAAAUUUGAGAAUCCUAGUUAAUUGUUUUAUUGAAAUUCAGUACAAUCGUUGGCCGUAUUUCAAUGAUCCAAGAAUUAAAAAUAUAUUCAAUUUUUCUUCAACUCUACUUUGUAAAGAUGCUAUCAACGAAUGGAUUGUAUGGGAAAAUUAUGAAAACCCGAAGGUUGAUCCUGUCAGUAAAUCAGCUAAACACAUAUCAGGUGAUGUCAGUAAGUAAAAAGCCAACCUUUUUCUCUAAAACCAUGUCAGUUGACGAAAACCAAAACAACUCACCCUCAACUGCAAAUAAUCGAUCGAUUUUGAAGUUUGAUUUUUUACUCCAAUCCUAAACGCAUAUAUCCUCAUCAAUGUUAUUUUUUUUUACUCUACUAAAACGAAAUAUUACAAUUCAAUAGCAUACUAAAAACGAAAACGCAAAUGAAACCCGGAAUGGUAAGCACACUUUAAAAAUUUUACUGCAAUGGCUUUGAGAAAGCAAUGAACUGAAAGUAAGUUAAAUCAAAACAAUGCAAAAAUGCGAAAAUUGAAUAUAAUUUUUGAACCAUAAAAGGCGAACACGAAAUUAUUGUGACACCCAAAAUGUCAUGUCAAUUUUCUUAUAAUGUUUAGAACAAACCAAAAUUGUAGGGUAGUUUUAUACAAAUAUUUAUUUACUUCAAAAAUCAAAAGAAAAGUAAAUCGAUGGAGCCUUGAGUGUAAAAUCAAAGUCUUUACAGUAUCAUCCGGUACCAGUUUCUCAGUUUUUUCCAAUUUCUUAUGGCGUAUUUUUUUUUGAUUCCGAAUUUGGCUCUGAAACCGUCAGAAUAGAAAAACGAGUUUCGGGUUUCGAGUUAUUCCAUACGUAGGUGUGCGUGAGAACGAGCGCAAUGUUUACAUGCAGCUGUCAUUUUGUUCUCCCUUCUGGAUUUCUUCAUUCAGUUCUUCACAUCCGGAUUGCCGUUUAUCGUGUCCGGAUUGCACUGGACUGCAUAUAGUACGAUUUUCCUUGGCUGAGAGGUUCCAAAUCUUGGCAAUAAUCAUUUGCCCGUUCAUUAUUUCAACUGUUUGUUUUCAGCCAAAAACAGCUGUUUAAUGUUUUGACAACAACGUUGAGAGUAUUGGUGAACUUCUCGCAAAACUGACUUUUUUCUCAGGGCGACUCCGUCCCUUUUUCGAGCGAACCUAGGUUGCCUCUCACGCAAUAAAUGAGCACGAUGACAGCAGUUAGAGCGAACCUAGGUUGCCUCUAGUUUGCCUCCAGGAGUAAAAAAAUACGGUAUUAGAAUGUCAUUCUCGUCUUUGACUAUCUUCUUGCUCUUCCGAAGUUCCCGCUUCAUUAUUGCCCAGUACUGCUCCAUCGGGCGCAGCUCCUAACAGUUUAGCGGGUUCAUGUUCUUUGGAACAAUAUGAACAAAAUUGGCCUGGAUACUUUCAGAAUAGUGGCAUGAUGCCAAAUCUGACCGAAAUAACGGAGCUUCGUCGUGCUGCUGCAAAAACGGCAGAAGCUGCUUCUCGUGACACACAGAUUUGUAGGUUUUCGCCCUUUGUCACGAAAGGCUCAGUUCGCAAGAGCAGAUGGCCUGCCAAACAAGAUUUUUGGAGGUGAAUUUCGAAAUUUUCUUCUUUAAUUUGUUGUCCACAACGAACUGAUUCUGGCCGGUGAAAAACUCCAACCCCGGAAUUUGCUUAAAAUUGACUUUUAUAUACGUUUCGUCGUCCAUUACACAGCAGCCAUAUUUUGUCAGCAUCUUCUCGUAAAGCUUCCGUGCCCGACUUUUAGCCGUCGAUUGUUGCCGCUCAUCGCGGUUUGGGAAGUUCUGUAUUUUGUAUGUAUGUAGUCCAGCUCUCUUCUUUUCAUUCUGGACGUAUCUCUUUGACAUGCCGAUCAUUUUAGCCAAAUCACGGCUAGAGACGUUGGGAUUUGCUUUAAUCAUCCGCAUCACCUUUCCCCCCGUCUUUUUGUUCUGCGGUCCCUGUUUUCUUCCAGCUCCUUGCCGCUCCUGUAACCGCUUCAGCACUCUGGAGACGGUUGAAUGGUGUAUGUUCAACAUUUUUCCCAACUUCCGGUGCGACAGAUCAGGAAGAUCCAGGUGUUUGGAAAGAAUAGCACCUCCAUUUUUGUUGAAUCGGAAAAUACGACUUCGAGUUUGACAGCAUGUAAACAAUACACAUCAAUGAGAAAGUGCGCAAAAUUUGGUUGAUUUUUACCCAAUGGAAAAAAGUAAUGCCCUGUAAUUUCGUGUUCGCCCUUUAGCACUGAUUCUGAAUUCCACUUUUCAAAUUCUUUUCAUUGAAAAUUUCACGAUAAAACUAUUUUGUCGAAUUAUAAAGCUUUAUUUUCGUUUUGUCUUAUUGAAAUAAAUUUUUAAUUUGAAAAUAAUAUCAAAUCUUUAAAAAUUAUUGAUUGAAAUUAUGGAAUAAGAACUGAAGAAUAACCGAAACGAAACAGUUCUGAAUGUGCUCUAUCAUAUGCCGUAACAGACUGUGUCGAUUUGGGGUCAUUUAUGAAUUUCUCUCCAGGGGUCCUUAAAAAUUUCGUUUUGGUUCAAAACUCAUCCAUGAUUUUUUGUGCAAUUUUCAAGUAACGUUAACAUGAGUAAAUUUGAACUUUCAUGUUUGUAAGGGAAAAUUAAAUAUUUUGUUCUGAUAAUUCAACAUCAUUUUUGUUUCUUCUAUGGAAACGAACGAGAUACUGCAUGGCUAAUUCCAAGGAAUACUUUGAUAGACACAAGCAGUGAUGCCAGUUGAAUUGAUUUGUUUUCAAUGCCUAAAGACAUACCCCUAUCCAACAGCUAAUAACUUUUUUGCCCAAUAAGUUACGAAGUUAUGGUCUUGGACAAAGUUGUUAAGCGAAAAAUUUCCUUUGAAGAAUUUACAAAUUGGUACAGAACUCAUUCCUAGGCUCGGUUCUACUGAAGCAACAAAAAUGAUGUUGAUGUUUCAAAACAAAAUAUACAAUACAAACAUAAAAGUUCAAAUUUACUCAUGUAAACGUUACUUAAAAAUUCUGCAAAAAUUCAUGGAUGAGUUUUGAACCAAAACAAAGCCUUAAAGACCCCAGGGAUUGAAAAAAUAAAAUAUGACCCCUAAUCGACCCAGUCCGAUGCUGUAAACGUAUCAAAAUCCAAUGUUUCACUGUUCCGAAGGAAGGCUCAUAGUGGUAUCUUUUUCUAUCUUUGUUUCAUAGUUCUACCUACUGUGUAGAUUAGUUACUUAAAUCUUAUCAAAGUUAUUUUUUGGACUGUUUUUGGCUCCUUUCAUAUCGUUUAGUUGGAUCAGUUUGAUAUUUCAAUAAAUAAAACUAAGCUCGGUAACUAAUAAAAUCAGAGCAAUUAGAUGUUAUAACACUGUGCUUCUUGUUAUGGUGAUUAGGUUUACGGUUUAAAAAAGAAAUUAUUUUUGGCUCAUUCUUUGACCUCGAAAACUUCUAAUUCAUUUGGUUUGUCAAUUAAUUUAGCCUUUUACGGAGCAGAAUAUAGUUCUAAGUUUCAAAACAAUUUGCAUCGGUUUAUUUCCUAGUUCGUAAGAAGCUUCCGUUACAUGUUGAUUGUACCUACUAUUGUUUUAGAUGUUUGGAUUGCUUUUGGAACUUAAGUUUGGUGGUUUAUCGGAAACUGCGCCGACCUUUCCUAUCUGUACUAUAAGUUUUUUUUUUGAAAAAGCAGGUUGAAAGUGUGUGUCGUGUUGUAAUGCUACAAAAAAAUUACUCUUUAUAAAUAGGACCUAAUAAUUCACAUUAUGUUUUGAUCUCGUUUGAAAUGGAAUUGCUUCAUAUCGGCCAAGUGCAACCUUGUUUUCCUUCUAAUAUUGAGAGGUUAGUUUCUUUUUUAAGUUUGACCGUUUAGUUUUGGUUUCCUCUAAGUGUUUUUAGUGGUCAAUAAUAUCGCAAAUCUUAGUACGUUUUUCUUUGUCAACCAUUUUGAAGAACUGCGCUAGACUGUCCACUUUUACUAUCGAACGUAACACGCACUAUAUAAUCAACUUACAGUUUUAGAAUGCACAAUUACGCCAUCACAAGACCAAGUAAAUUUAUUUUGUUGUAUUUGAGAACAUUCCAUUUUAAUCAUCGUAAAUAAGCUUUGAUAAUAUGUAUACAUGCUUUUGUAACCAAAUGUUUCAGUUACUGUUAAGCCAGUGUCAAAAUGAAUAAAAAAAUAGAUUAAUGGUUUCUUAAAUUUCAUGCAUUUCGCUCCUAAAUGUGAUACCAAAAAGUACAUUAGUAGUAGAUUACAAAUAGAAAAACACCUAUCAUUCAAAUCUCUAAAAACUUUCGCAAUAGAUAAGAGCUUGUUGAAGUUUAUCCUCGAAGAGAAAUCAGUAAAGUAUAUUUUUUAACCUACCGUAAGUAGCUGGUUUGCCUUGUUUACCAAUACACAAUUUUACUGUAAUCCAUAACAAAAAAAAAAGAAACAGAUUAAAAGUAAAACAAUACUGAUCAUACAAAACAACCAUUUGCCAUUGAUACCAUUAAGAAUACCUUAAGUGUCGUUGCCACUGUAUAUACAGUCCUAGAUGUUUUAGCUCAAUAGAUUUUCCAUAUAAGUGAUAAUAAAAAAAAGCCGAAACGCUAACAUAAAGAAGAAAAAAGACAAUUAAAAUCGAAUACAACCAUACAACGGAAUGUACAUAAUCUAAACACGAAAAACGCAAUAAGACAUUUUAGACUACCAGAUAGAGAAAAAGUUUUACAAUAAAACGAAAGUAUCGACUAGAUAAAAAGUUAAAAGAAAAAAAAGAUUAAAAAAAAACAACAACAAAAGUAACGACUAUUUUGGGUGUGCCUUUUUAUACAUUGUACAAUUUAAAAUGUGGCCACGUAACCAUAUUGAAUUGAUUAACCAUUAACCACACACAACAAAACAACUAUCUGUACUAUUUCCUGUGCUCUUCACAUCAAAACAACGACCUCGUUUCAUUCCAUCUGAUUUGCUUAACCUGCAUUUUCUUAAAAUAUGCAAACAACGCAGCUGCAAAACUAUACAUUUGAACCUUUGGUUUUGAGUCCCUCCUUCUUCUUCCCUAUAAAGCGUAGUUAUAAUCUCUUUACAUGUGAACGUCAGAGUGUAAUUGACGCGAUUAUCUUACAACUUCGAGGACGUUUGAGAAAAAGCCCAUUAAAAAUCAACCAAAACGUGGUAGCAAACGUUAGAGACAUCGGCUCAAAAGUUUAUAAGUUUGAACAACUUUUUCAUCAAAAACCAACAAAAAAAAUACCACAACCACACAAAACACACUUACGCAUGCAUGUUAUGGUUAUUGACGUUGUAAAAGCAAAUCAGUACGAUUUCUAACAAAAGCCCAAUAAAACCAAACAAUAACAAAGAGUAAACAACAACAAAAACCGUUCUAGUGGGAUUAAUUUUUAUUAUAUUUUAACAGUAUCAUCUAUAAUUAUAUACACAAUAAACGAUUAUUGUAAUAAAAUGCGCUUUUUGUACGUUUUCCCUUUUUCUCUAGUGAUACCUGUGUAGGUUGGAGUUGUUCUAUUCCUUUUUUAUUUCAAGGUAGUAAACCUCUUUCUUUCAACACUCUUCUCACUCUUUCUUCCUCUUUUUUGCGUACUUGCAAGCUACUGACUUAAAGCAUAUAUAUCUGCCUGAUGAGCGGUAGUCGGAAUUGCAACUUAAACGACUUGAUUGUGGGGAACCCCUUCCAAAUCCUCUUAAAAUUAUUCUAGGUUCUUUUGGAAGCUUCAAAUUGCUAGUGAGCUUAAAGGAAAGGUGUGAAUGUAAUAAAAUUGUCAUUGCCUGUUUUCAAAAAAAUGGGAAAGGGACUUCGAGCCUAUCCUUUCAGUUUCUCUUCAGUUUAGAAACAUUGUCAUAUUAAAAAGUCAAAUUUUCGAUUUUGCAUUUUUUCUGAGAGAUAAAAUUCCAAUAAAAACAUCAACCUUAAAUAGUAGGAAUUUUGGAAGGAUCAAGAGUGCGUAUUUUUACUUCUUUGACUAUCCGUUAGGAAUUUUUCAACAUUAGGAACUUUUAUCCUGUAUCUUAUUCCCGUUUGCGCGAAUCAGUGUCAUCAGCAUGAUCAUUUAUUUGAAAGGCUUUUGCGAUGUGACGGUUUAGAUUUUGUUUUGUUUUUCUUUUCUUGCACAUUUGCAAUUUAUUUGAGGUUCAAUUUUGUCUGCUUUCUAUAUGUUUAACCAAUAUUUUUAGAUAGAAAAUAAAUCAUCGUAAAAUA